This is a messenger RNA of Phytophthora infestans T30-4, 1266 nucleotides long. RefSeq lists its product as uncharacterized. The record is from RefSeq and is a predicted model, not a curated record. The transcript has 5 exons. Bases 1 to 1266 code for a protein of 421 amino acids. Lineage: Eukaryota; Oomycota; Peronosporomycetes; Peronosporales; Peronosporaceae.
AUGAGAGCUACUUACAAGAUUAAACAGGCAGUACAAGCGGUUAUCCCGCCGAAGCGUAGCGGAGGCAAGAAGGCCAAAGCAAGUAGAACUAAGCCUAAAUUACCGCCGCGUAUUAAUAGCGGCGCGAGACCGACGCAGUGUCGGACGUUCCCGUGGUGGCCACGGCAUCUUGUAUCGGAUUACGAUUGGCAACUUGCAGCUAAAGACUGUGAAGGGAUCCUUGUGACGAAAGACGACAAAGAGGACGAUACGCCAGCCUAUUCCUUCGACGACGUCAUGUCGGAAACUAUUCUCCACGAUAUCCAUCGAUCGAGCGAGAACUUCACGUACGACGAGCUGCAGCAAAUGCUGCGAGACUUAAGAGAAGUCGAGCCGGAGUUCGUGACACAGUACAAAGCAGAGUUCUUCGACAAGUUUUCAAGACGAAUUGUGUAUAGCGACGAUGAAGUCACCGUUCUGGACAGUUUCCUCGACGGAGCACCGAAGUCGACACGCAGUUUCGUGUUCAAUGACCGGCUGCACUUGACGCAGAGCGAGGUGGCGCUCUCGUCGGAUUCAUCAUUUGAUCGAAGUACCUUAGCGCUUGACGUUCAUCGAGCCUUGUGCUUGCCGCUAGCGUGGCUACCCGAACGCGAUGAGCCUAUCCACGUAGCUGUCCUGGGUGCUGGAGCGUGUACACUGCCGCUCUUCCUUCUGGAACAUAUUCCAUCGCAGGAACUAGGACAGCUGGAUGCUGUCGAACCGAGUAGUCAGGUGAACUCAAUUGCGUUGCGCUUUUUCGGGGUCGCUGACGCUCUGCAGCGUGACUCACGACUUUUAAUACACGAGAAAAUGGGAGAAGAUUUCCUCGAGCACCAAGAGGAUGCUGCACUGGACGUGUUGAUUCUUGACGUAGAGGCUGGUGAGAGCUGCGAAGGAGUGAGAGCUCCUCCGAUUGGGAUGUUGGACGCAGGUUUCUUGCAGACGGCCAAGCGUCAACUUGUCCCUCGUGGAAUUCUCGCAGUUAACGUGAUCACCGAGUCGGAAGAAGCGCUGACGACUGUAGAAGGCAAGAUUGGACGCGUGUUCUCACGUGGGCUACGACUAUCGUUGCCUGCCAACACUACGUUCUUCCUCUUCAACGAGAGUCGGGAUGAUGACAUUUCUAUCGAUGUGGCAGAGUACGUCCGACUGGUGCAGGACAGUGCGUUCCAGACGGAAUAUGCUCAGACGCCAGCACUUCUUCAAACAUGUAAGGUGACAGCGUGGGCCUCCCCACUCUGUUAG